AUGUAAUUAACAAAAGAAAAUAUUGAAUUUUAUAUACAAAGAAGAAAAUAGUAUUGCUUAGACUUCCUACAGUAAACCAAUCAAUUCAAACCAAAAUUAGCAUAAUUAUAAAAAAGAUUGAUUGCUACUAAAUAGGGAAUAGAUGGUCCUAUUAAAUCAAUUUCACAUCAACAAAAAAUCAAAAAAGUCAAUAAGGUCUUGGCAUCACUUUCAAAAUCAAAAGAAGUUUAAAACAAAAUUGAUAAAGAAAUGAUUCGUUGUUAGUGCCAAUAUGAAUUAGAUGAGGUUCCAAAUUGCAAGUAUAGAAUAAUGCAAUUUUAGUUUCAAUUAUUCUUAAACCUGUAAUAAGAUACAAUAGGCUAUGAUACCUUUGAUUAAAAAUCUUCAAAUAUAAAUUAAAGGUAAGUAAAAUGAGAUUUCGAGCGAUUAAGAUUGUGCUGAUUUGUACAUAAAAGUAUAUUAAAAAUAUUUAUAAAGAAAGGUGAGUUUUAACAAAUGCAACAUAAAUCAAAGAGAUUAUAAUAAAUUAUAGAGAAAUUACAUAUAAUGGAGUUACAAUAGGAAGAAAAGGUUUAUAGAGAAAGUAUUAAAAAAUUAGAAAAAUUUGAUUAAGAUGAAGAAUAUGAUGAAACACUACCUUAUUAGACAUUAUUAUCAAAAAGAAGGUUAGAGGCAAAGGUAUUAAUUGAUGAAGAGAGAAAAUAGAAAAAAUAGAUUGAAAAUGAAAGGAUUAAAGAGAAUAUUGAAGAAUAGAAAUAAAAAUAUCAUUUAUUAGAUAAUAAAAUAAAAAUACAUUAUCGAAAAAUAGGUAUAUAAAAGGGAAAAUUAGAGAGUAUGAGUGAAUAAAUGAAUGAUUAAAAAACAAUAACAUAAAUUAAUGUAGAUUCUCAAAAUUCUGUAAAAAAAUAGUUAUUAAAAAGUAUUUUAAAAGCAGAUAAAAGGUUUUCAUUAACAUUAUUUUCAACAUAAUUGAAUAACUCAAAUAUACCGUAUUAUGUUAAUUUUAUGAUUAAGCCCUGUUUGUUGUGAAAAUAAUGGUUUAUCAGCCACUAAUAUUAGCAAUAUUAAUAAUACAUAAAGAAAUAUUAGAAAUAAUAUUGGAAAAAAUACAUUUUAGUAUUUUAACAAGAUAGAAAGAAGAUAUCAUACCUUAGGAUAAUAAUUAGAAAAUAAAUCAAAUUAUGA
Paramecium pentaurelia is the source of this 1185-nucleotide messenger RNA. The record is from the annotation of a GenBank genome assembly. Lineage: Eukaryota; Ciliophora; Oligohymenophorea; Peniculida; Parameciidae.